AGUUGCAUAUGAUAUAUCGAAGUUAUAUAUUUUUUUAAGAAUAUAUUGAUUAUUAUUCAAUGAAGUUUGAAUAAAUUAAAUAAUACAAUGGCAACACCAAUAAAAGAUCGUGUUAUUCCUGUUAUGGAUACUUUGGUUAAAUAUGACAAUCCAGUCCUACUUACCACUUAUCCAGAAAAGGUAGUAAAAGAAGUACCAAAAAUUGGAGAAGUAGUUUGUAAAGUUGAAACCACUGUUCCUACUCUUGAUACAAGACAUGAAACUUCUGAAAUUUUAAAUAAAAUUUUGCCACCUAAGCAAUGGGAAGAAGAUGGUCAAAUUUGGACUCAACAAGUGUCAAGUACACCAGCAACAAGAUUAGAUGUUAUUAAUUUACAAGAACAUCUAGAUAUGAAAUUGCAACAAAGACAAGCAAGAGAAACUGGUAUUUGUCCAAUACGUAGAGAGCUUUAUACACAAUGUUUUGAUGAAGUAAUACGUCAAGUUACGAUAAAUUGUGCAGAACGUGGAUUACUUUUACUUAGAAUUCGAGAUGAACUUAAGAUGACAUUAGCCGCAUUUCAAACUUUAUACCAAAGUAGUAUUGCUUUCGGUAUGCGUAAAGCUCUUCAAGCUGAACAAGGAAAGGAAGAUUUAAUUGCUGCUGCAGAUGAAUUACAGUUACAGAAAAUUGAAUUAGAAAAAACAGUUGUUGAAUUAAAACAGAAAUUUGAACAAGCAGAAAGGAGAGCUGCUGAACUACGAGAAGCUGAAGAGAAAAAACAUAUGGAAGAAAUACAAUUUUUGAGAAAAACAAAUCAACAACUAAAGACGCAAUUAGAGGGAAUUAUUGCACCAAAACGAUAAAAUAAAUAUAAAUGAUAAAAUAUAUGAUAAUAAAAGGUAUUCAUCUUUAUAUAUAUUUUAAUUUUAUUUAUUUUAAUUCAAUAUAAUAAAAUCAAUAUAAAAGAUAAAAUAUGUUAUUUCUUUUCCUGUUUCAUGAUUAUCUUUCAUUUACAUAUAUUAUGUAUUUAUAAAUUUAUUGAACAUUGUAAAAAUUGUAUAAAUAUUAUAUUAAUAGAAAAUAGAUAUAGUUUAGAUAAAUAAAUAUUUAUGUUUUGAUAUGUUAACUUUAUAUAGUCUUACAAAUAUUAAUUACAUGAAAUGUUUUUUAUUUUAUUUUUAUAUUAAAUACAUUUUAAUUUACUUACAUAAAUUAGAUUUAUUAUUUAAUAUAAUCAAAUAUAUUAUCCUUAUCAAAAUAUAAAAUAUACGUAAUAGAACAUAAUAUUUUCUUUUUAUAAUUAUUUAAAAUUAUUAUAAGACUGGAUAUAAAGUUUUAAAAAAUCCAUACACAUUAUAUCUAUUAUUUGAUUUAACAUCGAUGUAAAGUACUUCUAAACAUAAACUUCUAAACAUAAAAGUUUCCAAUUCAUUUUUUAUAAAAAAUUGUGACUUGAUAAUUUGUUAUAAAUAAUAUAUAUUAAAGAAUGAUAGUAUACAUUUUUUAUAAUUCAUAAAGAAUUUUUAUAAAAUAUUAUAAAAUAAUAUUAUUAAUAAUAUAAUUAUAAAACAGUUCCAACUUUUGUUAUAUAUUUAAAAAAAUAUUUUUAAAAAUUAUAAUAUUUAUAAAUAUAUGAUAAAUAUUGGCACUUUAUAAUUAUAUAUAAUUUUGAAAAUGCCACAUUAAUUAUAUUACUUCAUAAUAAAUAUCAAAUUUUUUUAUAAUUUUAUAAGACAAAAAUGUUUUUUUUUUUUAGGUCAAUUUUCUUAAUAAUUUAAUAAAUUGGUCCCGUACUCCUUUAAUCGCACUUUACACCGCAGUUAAUAGUAAUGCUCAAUUAAUGUUUACUUAUAUUACAUUUUUAAUUUUACAUAUAUCUUAA
Molecule: messenger RNA, 1865 nt
Organism: Apis dorsata (giant honeybee)
Lineage: Eukaryota; Metazoa; Arthropoda; Insecta; Hymenoptera; Apidae
Gene: Dnali1
Product: 33 kDa inner dynein arm light chain, axonemal
Exons: 6
Coding region: 88-846 (252 amino acids)
Cellular component (GO): axoneme; filopodium
Molecular function (GO): dynein heavy chain binding
Source: RefSeq, a predicted model, not a curated record